Molecule: messenger RNA, 1656 nt
Organism: Medicago truncatula (barrel medic)
Lineage: Eukaryota; Viridiplantae; Streptophyta; Magnoliopsida; Fabales; Fabaceae
Product: WAT1-related protein At4g28040
Exons: 7
Coding region: 120-1229 (369 amino acids)
Cellular component (GO): membrane
Molecular function (GO): transmembrane transporter activity
Source: RefSeq, a predicted model, not a curated record
ACAGCUAAAUGAAAGUAAGCAAACCAAUCCUAUUUCACAUUUAAUUCAUUUCAAUUGUGUAUAUAUAUCAAGCACCUCAAUUAACUUAUAGUUUGAAGCUAUCUAGACAACAACACAAAAUGGGUGGUUUAGAUGGGUAUUUUCCAGUAAUGGUUAUGAUAGGAUUACAAUUUCAUUAUUCAUUGCUAGCCAUCUUUACAAGAGCUGCUCUAUUAGAUGGAUUGACUCCCACUGUCUUUGUAGUGUACAGACAAGGCAUAGCCACUUUGGCAUUGGCACCUAUCAUCUUCUCAUCAAAUAAGCGGAGACAAUCUUUCAAGGCUUCAUUGGGAUUAAAGAGUUUCUCUUUGAUGUUUAUGACCUCUCUUAUUGGGGUGACAGCAAAUCAGAAUGCAUAUUUUAGUGGUUUAUUCUAUGCUUCUUCUACAGCAGCCACUGCCAUGAGUAAUUUGAUACCUGCAUUAACUUUUGUAUUUGCAGCAAUUUUAGGAUUUGAGAAAAUCAAUCUUCGAAGUUUAAGAAACGUGGCAAAGAUAUUAGGAACAAUAUGUUGUGUCAGUGGAGCCUUAACCAUGGCAUUUCUCAAAGGAAAUAAGCUGUUACAUAUGGAGUUCUUUCUUCCUGAUUCCAAACAUCUCACUGCAAGUGGAGAUGAUACUUGGAUUCUGGGUUGUCUAUUGCUCUUAGCAAGUAGUGUUUUUUGGUCAUGUUGGAUGAUCAUGCAGGUGCCGAUUUCUUCAUCUUGCCCGGAUCAUAUAUUGUCGACUUUUUGGAUGUGUCUCUUCGCCACAAUACAGUCAGCUAUAUUUGCACUGAUCAAAGAGGGGAAUCUUCGAGUAUGGACUUUGAAUUCACCUUUACAAAUUUCAUGCAGUUUAUAUGCAGGAAUUGGAAUUGCAGCUAGCUUCUUUAUUCAGUCCUGGUGCAUAUCAGGAAGAGGUCCCCUGUAUUGUGUAAUGUUCAACCCUCUAGCUACUGUCAUCACAGCUUUGGUAUCUGCUAUAUUCCUACAAGAAGAGUUAUACAUUGGAAGUUUGGUAGGGGCUUUUGGAGUGAUCAGUGGUUUGUAUAUUGUGCUAUGGGGCAAAGCCAAAGACUUUGAUGAGACUAAACAAGAGCUACCACAAUCACAAAUGCAGGAUGAUGACAUAAGUAAUAGGGUAGAUUUGGAAGAACCGCUUCUUACAGAUAAGUCGGAAUAUGUAGCAGAGAGCAAGAUGGAGCCCUGAUGACUAAAAUACUGAUAGUUUGCAUGGGUGAACUUUUUUUUUAAAGGAGUUUUGGUGAAACCUGAUAACUCUCGAUCAAUUUGAAGAAACGAAAAGAGGAUCAAGUAUCAUCUUAAAGAACAUAGCAUUAAUUAGUUUCUUUCAUCAAAACAUCUAAUGAAAAGAAAGCGAAAUUUUGUCUUGGGAAAAAAUACGAGUUAAUUUCAAUUAUUAGCACCCAAAUUUCUAACCAAGCAAUGCAUUAUUCCGCUCGUGCAAGUAAAAUUAGUUAUUUUGCGUUCACAUAUUCAUGUAAUUUUUCGGUGAAUUGCUUCUGCUAGAUAGUCAACCAACCAUAUUUUCAUGUAAUUUCUGGUCUUUGAUAAGAAAUUGAGAGAUGUUCUUAACAAUAGACCUAUAGGGAUGCAAAAGUGGACACCCUUAGGUG